GUAUUAUUUUAAUUUACAUUAUGGUUCUUUAUAUAUUUUCAGUUGAAACACUAAAACAAUUUUUUGAUAUUACUAUAUUGGAUUUGGCAAUCAUAGAAAAACAAGAUGGCUGACAAUGAGGAAUUUGUCAAUGAGAUGAACAUAAACGACAAACUUUUUGAUCCGUGUGGGAUUUUAAGUAGCUGGGGGGUCGGAAAUCAAAUGAUGGUCGCAGCUGGGGGUGACGUGGGGUCAGAACGACCCAAUCAACUUGCUCAUUUGCCAAUCCUUAUACACGAGGUACGCUGGAGUAAUGAAAUGCAUUUAGACAUUACUCGGAAGCUUUUGAACGAAUCACAUCGAAUUUUUAUCGAAGUGCAAGAAGCGAGAAAUGACUUUCAAAAAAGUAGUCAAGAUCAACAGUUACUUGUGAAAUUCAGUCGGAAAUAUCGUUCUGUUUUGCGAGCUUGCGUUCUCGAAAUAAAAUCUAAAAUUGAGGAAAGUAUAAUGGAGGACGUUCAAUUGGUCAUGCAAUUAGAACUGCUGAGUAUGAUGGAAAUAAUUUGGAAUUUAUGCGAAAUACUUUUCAUCGAAAAUUCCCCGGCGGGAGUUGUAUUGUCUCGUCUUGCGGAAUGGUGCAAGUUUCAUUUCACCCAAGCGGAUGAUUUUAUGGAAGAAUGCAUUCAAACGGAACAACCAUAUAAUCAUGAAUUGUACUGGAGCACCAUCAAGUGUCUCGUCCUUCAAGGUCGAACGGACGACGCCCAAAACAUGUUGAAACUUCACCCAGAGUGCCAGAGUCAAAAAGAUAACGCAUUUUUAAGUAUGGAAGAGUUGCUGCGAAAAAUGCCACAUUUUACGUACUAUCGCGGGCAAUCAGUCGUCGAAUUCGAGAUGAAAUGGAACCACUGGCAAGAGGAGUGUCGUCGUAGGUUUGACGAAGGAGAGUUUAAUGUUAACAAGGAAUUACAAGAAAUUGCGAUGAUUUUAUGCGGAGACGACGCUGUUUUUGAGAAUCCCGAUUAUGGCGGAUGGCAUCAAAUGUUGAUAUCGAGACUACUUUUCACACAACCGACCGUCAGUGUCAUGGAGUUACAGCACCAUAGUAAAAUAUCUGUUGAAUCAUGCGGAGGGCGAGAACGCCUCGGAGCUUUUGAUCAUAUUUUACUCGCGGCCUUCGAACUCGAUCCGUAUUCUGUUAUUAAAGAAUGCAGUCAGCAGUUGAGUAACUGGUGGUUGGCUGCUCAUUUAUCCGACAUUUUUUACCAUCUUGGGAUUCUCGCAAAAAAAUUAGAAUUUGGGGUUGAUUUUCAUGAACUUUUGAUUCUGGAGUACGCAACGAGUCUCAUGUCACAUGAAAGUCUAUGGAGAGUUACGAUUGAUUAUUUGUCAGCAUGCUCGGAGAACGAGAAUAACUAUCUCUCUCUAUUUGUGCGAAAAAUUCCAAUUACAAGCGAGAAAAAAGCUUCAAAAUUGUUACGUAUUUGCCAAAAUCGAGGAUUGCUUGCAGAAGCACAAAGUAUCUGUCGACAAAUGAGUGUAUCAGCGCUACAGCGAAAUCGUUUGGGCACUGCUUUAUCGUGGUGUUUAAAAUGCAACGAUUCAGCCUUAACGAUGCGAAUUGCAGAAAAAAUGUUGUCGGAAUACGCUCGAACUGGUGAAUUCACUCAUAUCGAUUUGCUGGAUUAUUUAGGACCUUCAAUUCUGUUAUCAGAUCGACUGACGUUUUUAGGAAAAUAUCGUGAUUUUCACAAACUUUACGCCGAAGGCAUGCACAAGGAAUCUGGGAAUCUACUUCUCAACCUACUCAUCUCAAAUAUAGCGCCUGUUGAGUUUUGGCCGUCGCUACUCAUUGACUGUCUCCCUCUUCUUGAGUGUGAGGAGAUCGUGUUCAACGCUUCAGACUCGGCCAAGUUACUCGCUAAAUUAAACACUCUCGACCAAAUCAAUUUAGACUCAGAAUUAUCGGACUCUGAGAAAGAAACUCGACAAAAACGACUGGAAUUACUUAAACUAAAUAUGUCGAGGAAUUUAGCCAGAGCUAUUGUCAAUGCGGGGUAAAGAAUGUUCAAACCAGGGAUGGACAAAGUCGGAUUAUCUGCUAAAAAUAUUUAAAUAACGAAUGUUUUUAAGUGAGUCGUGUUUAACAAAGAACUUUCGAUGAGUUUAAUUUGAAAAUGCAGGAAAGAUUAACAGUGAUUUUAACUGUUUUCUAUUUCCGCAUUCCAGGAAUAAAACGAUGAUGCUCCAAAUUGUUCAAAAUUAUAAUUUUCCAGAAUAAAAUAUUCUGUUUCACCAUCUUUGCUACCAGUGAAAUGUUUUUGCUCUCAUUUUACCAUAUCUUUCUAAUUGAAGAGGGUCAAUUGGAACUACCGGUAAAAUCUGAAGCCUGACCCGAUUCGGGCCGGGUCGGGCCUGAAAUGUCGAUCAUUAGGUUCGGGUCGGGCUCCUCUAUCGCUGACUUUUUUUUAAUUAAAUAUAUGUUUAUAAAAAAUAUUUACUAAAACUAUGUGUGGAAUUCGAAGAACUUCUAAAUAAAAUAUGAAAUUUUUGGUUCGAUUCGAUCUCUGCCUGCAAAUUCAGUUAAUCAGUCGGGCUCAGGUCAGGUCGGGUUUUAUACCCACGGGCCCAGGUGGUAUCAGUGGCUCCUUCCCAGGCUCUGUUCAUGGUAAAACAUUCCAUGAAAAUUAGUUCCAACUUAUUUUUGUGCUUGAUUAACCUUUGCAAUGUACUGCCUGUUUUUUGAGAAUUGGUAAUUCUUUGCUCAAUAUAAUGCUUUGUACUGAA
This is a messenger RNA of Styela clava, 2766 nucleotides long. Its product is annotated as nuclear pore complex protein Nup85-like. Gene Ontology annotation, cellular component: nuclear pore outer ring. The record is from RefSeq and is a predicted model, not a curated record. Lineage: Eukaryota; Metazoa; Chordata; Ascidiacea; Stolidobranchia; Styelidae. Gene Ontology annotation, molecular function: structural constituent of nuclear pore. Gene Ontology annotation, biological process: positive regulation of DNA-templated transcription; protein import into nucleus; mRNA export from nucleus.